Molecule: messenger RNA, 590 nt
Organism: Dissoconium aciculare CBS 342.82
Lineage: Eukaryota; Fungi; Ascomycota; Dothideomycetes; Mycosphaerellales; Dissoconiaceae
Exons: 2
Coding region: 136-453 (105 amino acids)
Source: RefSeq, a predicted model, not a curated record
AAUACGAUCCAUAGCCGAACCAAGGUCAUUCUUACAUACGAUUGACAGGCUGUACGGUGGCAUGCGUGCGUCCAUUCAGAGACGCCAUCGCAACAACGCCCUCGACUCCAGCAUGACGAUAGGUAGCCCGCCCUGAUGACUUUGGCUUUCAUCAUAAGGCUUCUCUGCCUGCCCAAGUCAAUUUUACCAGCCGCCGCGCUAACAACCAACCCAUCAGCCCAAUCCAGCAAUCGGGAAGUUUUUCCCCAAUCGUGUUUUACCCUGGUCCUCGGCGCGUCUCUCUCCCUCUCUCUCUACCUACCUAGGUGGGUACCUAGGUAUUGUUAUUGUCAGCUAAUUAGUUGGCUUUCGGAGCGACUUCAUGGCUAUAAUCUUAAUCCACGUCACUCAUCGAUGUACCGCAUCAGAUCUCUUGGGCGAGGACAACAUCAUGAACGUCAUGGAACACAGUAGACAUCGUCGCGGAUUUUCAUUGAAUGCUGACCGCGACGAUGGCACGUAUUAUAAAUAGUAACAGGCUCGCUAAGUAUCCCCCAUGUUCGAAUGCGCGACUAGGUGCGGCGUGGUUCUUCAGACAGGCAGAGCUUUCU